AUGAAAUCAACUGCGGCGGUUUAUCUAUACCAAUAUAUCUCUCUUCAUGUUGGUACGCUAAAGUUCUUUGACAUUUGGCUUUAUAAGCCAAAGUCGAUUUUAUCUUUCAAGUUUUGGUUUUAUUGGUUUAAGCAGGUUAUUGUUGGUAUACUUAUCUACAUAAUACCUACAACCGGACAAAUUAUAUAUUUGAUAGAAAUUUGCGUGUCUGGAAAUGCUGGCAUUCAAGAUAUAGCUGCAAUAGUAAACCUAGUUUCAACAGAAAUGCUGGCGACAUAUAAACUUAUCCAUUUUCACUUCCAUCGGAAUGCAGUCAGGCAGUUGUUAAAUGAGCUCAAUAAUAAUGAGUUCCACUGUUUCGAUGGAAGCCAUAAAAAGAUUAUAGAUAAAGGUAUAAAAUUCUCAAGGAGAUUGUUUACUGCGUUUAUGAUUAGCGCUGCCUGUGAUGUUUUUGUUCACGUUAUAGUGGUGCCAGGAUUAAAAGGAUUUAAAUAUCUACCGUUGAAAAUGGACCUUGUUUUUUUUGAUAUCACAGAUAGUAAAUAUUUUAAUUAUAUUUGUGCUUAUCAGAUCUUGUACAAACCAAUGAUGGUGAGCACUUACAUGAGCCUCCAGGCUCUGCCGUGGGCGUUCAUGAUAUUUGCGAUCAAUCAGUUGGAUAUUUUAAUUAAAAAAUUACAAAAUAUUGAAGAUCUUGUUAAAGAGACAAAACAAUUAACAGGCUUGAAUGAUGAAGAGGCUUUCAAAAGUGUAUUCAAAGAUUGUAUACUCCAUUACUUCGCCAUUUUGAGGAACAUAAAAAUAUUGCAGAAGGCACUCGGGGGACAAUUAUCGUCUACAUUAUUCAUAAGCGUAAUCAUUCUUUGUAAUACAGCUGUUCAGAUAUUUUCAAUUGAAUCCCCACACAAAAAUAUUACCGAAGUAUUUUGGGUCUUAACUUACCUAUUUAUUUUUGUCUUAAAUCUCUUUUUAGACUGUUAUUUCGGGAACGAAAUUACUGUAAAGAGUUCCUACUUAUCAACGGCGAUAUAUAAUAGUCCUUGGUUGAAGCUAUCAAAGGGUGUAAAGAAAAACAUAGCGAUAUUUAUAUUUAUUGCACAGCAGCCUGUCACAUUAAGGGCGGCGAAUCUCGCACCAGUUUCAGUAGCAACUUUCACCACGGUCAUGAACUGGACAUACAAAGCGUUUGCUGUAAUGAAUCAAAUGAAAUAA
Molecule: messenger RNA, 1212 nt
Organism: Achroia grisella
Lineage: Eukaryota; Metazoa; Arthropoda; Insecta; Lepidoptera; Pyralidae
Product: odorant receptor 46a-like
Exons: 9
Coding region: 1-1212 (403 amino acids)
Biological process (GO): sensory perception of smell; detection of chemical stimulus involved in sensory perception of smell
Cellular component (GO): plasma membrane
Molecular function (GO): odorant binding; olfactory receptor activity
Source: RefSeq, a predicted model, not a curated record